Dovyalis caffra is the source of this 4257-nucleotide messenger RNA. Lineage: Eukaryota; Viridiplantae; Streptophyta; Magnoliopsida; Malpighiales; Salicaceae. The record is from the annotation of a GenBank genome assembly.
AUGGUAGAUGAUAAUUUCGCGUCAUGCCUAUCCACAUCAGCGGCGCCACCACGUCCACGAGCUGCUCAUGUCAGUCCAAUAGUUGGAUCUUUUGUUUGGGUGGAGGAUCCUGAGGAAGCUUGGAUGGAUGGGGAAGUUGUGGAAGUCAAUGGUGAAGAUAUUAUAGCAAACUGUACAUCAGGGAAGACGGUUGUUGCUAAAGUAUCUAAUGUUUUUCCAAAGGAUCCUGAAUUUCCUCCAUGUGGCGUGGAUGAUAUGACUAGGCUGGCAUAUUUGCAUGAGCCAGGGACUUACACAGGAAAUAUAUUGAUUGCUGUGAAUCCUUUCCGAAGACUUCCUCAUUUAUAUGACAAUCAUAUGAUGGAACAGUAUAAAGGGGCUGCCAUUGGUGAGUUGAGCCCGCAUCCUUUUGCUGUGGCAGAUUCAGCAUACAGACAGAUGAUUAAUGAAGGAAUAAGCCAGUCAAUUUUGGUUAGUGGGGAAAGUGGAGCUGGUAAAACAGAGAGUACAAAAAUGCUCAUGCGUUAUUUGGCCUACAUGGGAGGGAGAGCUGCGGCCGAGGGACGGUCUGUGGAGCAGCAAGUUUUAGAGUUUGUGGAGAUUCAGUUCGAUCAAAGCGGGAGGAUUUCAGGAGCUGCCAUUAGAACUUAUUUACUGGAACGAUCCCGUGUUUGCCAAGUGUCUGAUCUUGAGAGAAACUAUCAUUGUUUUUAUAUGCUCUGUGCUGCACCAGCAGAGGAUAUAGAGAAGUACAAAUUGGGAAAUCCUAGAACAUUUCAUUAUCUUAAUCAAUCACAUUUCUACGAGCUGGAUGGAGUGGAUGAUUCCGAAGAGUAUCUUGCGACCAGAAGAGCUAUGGAUGUUGUUGGGAUAAAUGCUGAUGAACAGGAUGCAAUAUUCCGUGUUGUGGCUGCAAUACUGCAUCUAGGCAAUGUGGAGUUUGCUAAGGGAAAUGAAGUAGAUUCUUCUGAACCAAAGGAUGACAAGUCUUGGUUUCAUCUCCAAACAGCAGCUGAACUUUUGAUGUGCGAUGAGAAGUCUCUUGAAGACUCAUUAUGCAAACGUGUGAUUGUAACUCGUGAUGAGAGCAUUACAAAAUGGCUUGAUCCAGAUGCUGCAGCUGUCAACAGAGAUGCUUUGGCAAAAAUUGUUUAUUCGAGAUUAUUUGAUUGGAUCGUGAACAAGAUAAACAACUCUAUUGGUCAAGAUCCUGAUUCAAAAUCUUUAAUUGGGGUUCUGGAUAUAUAUGGAUUUGAGAGUUUCAAGACAAACAGGUGCUUAACUGCAUUGCUUGCUUGUUUCAGCUUUGAGCAAUUUUGUAUCAACUUGACCAAUGAAAAGCUGCAGCAACACUUCAACCAGCAUGUCUUCAAGGUGGAGCAAGAAGUAUAUACGAAGGAAGAAAUUGAUUGGAGUUAUAUAGAAUUCGUUGAUAAUCAGGAUGUUCUUGAUCUUAUUGAAAAGCUUUAUCAGACUUUUAAAGAUCACAAGCGUUUUAACAAGCCUAAGUUAGCACGCAGCGACUUCACCAUUUGCCAUUAUGCUGGUGAUGUGACAUACCAAACUGAACUUUUUCUGGAUAAGAACAAAGAUUAUGUUGUUGCGGAGCAUCAAGCUCUCCUCAGUGAGUCCAAAUGCUCCUUUGUUUCAGGCCUGUUCCCGCCAUUGCCUGAGGAAUCUGUCAAAUCAUCGAAGUUCUCAUCAAUAGGUUCUAGGUGUAAGCAACAACUACAAGCAUUGCUUGAAACACUGAAUGCUACAGAGCCCCACUACAUUCGUUGUGUAAAGCCAAAUAAUGUUCUAAAGCCUGGCAUCUUCGAGAGUAAUAAUGUUUUACAGCAACUACGCUGUGGGGGAGUGAUGGAGGCAAUUAGGAUUAGUUGUGCUGGAUAUCCCACUAGGAAGACAUUUGAUGAAUUUGUCCGCCGUUUUGCCAUUCUGGCACCAGAUGUGCUGCAUAGCGGCUGUGAUGAGAUUAGUGCUUGCAAGAGGCUUCUAGAGAAGGUCAACCUCCAAGGUUAUCAGAUUGGCAAAACAAAAGUUUUUCUUAGAGCUGGUCAGAUGGCGGAGCUAGAUGCUCAUCGAAGUGAGGUGUUAGGAAGAUCAGCAAGCAUCAUCCAGAGGAAAAAGUAUUCUCGCAUGUAUCUUGCGAGUAAAGCUUACAACAACUUGUGCUUCUCAGCUGUCUCCAUUCAGUCAGGCAUGCGUGGAAUGGAUGCUCGUAAUCAGCUUUGGUUCAGGAAGCAGAUGAGAGCUUCAAUUGUCAUUCAGAGUCAAUUCCGAAAACACUCUGCCCAACUUCAUUAUCUGAGGUUAAGGCGAGCAGCAAUUGCCACUCAAUGUGCCUGGAGAGGGCGGGCUGCACGUAAAGAAUUACGGCAGCUUAAAAUGGCUGCUAAGGAGACUGGUGCUCUCCAAGCUGCAAAAAGUAAACUGGAAAAGGAAGUUGAAGAACUAACCUGGCGUCUGCAGCUGGAGAAACGGAUGAGGGCUGACCUAGAGGAAUCCAAAACACAGGAAAAUGCAAAAUUACGUACAGCAUUGCAAGAAAUGCAACUUGAAUUCCAAGAAUCUAAAGCUCUACUAAUCAAGGAACGUGAAGCUGCGAAGGAAGCAGUUGAACAAGUCUCAACCAUACAGGAAGUCCCAGUUAUUGAUAACGAACUGGUGAAUAAACUUACUGCCGAAAAUGAAAUGCUCAAGGCUAUGGUAAGCUCACUGGAAAAGAAAAUUGAUGAAACAGAGAAGAAAUAUGAAGAGACAAAUAAGCUUAGUGAAGAGCGACUGAGGCAGGCUUUGGAUGCAGAGUCAAAGAUAAUUGAGCUGAAAACAACCAUGCAGAGGCUUGAAGAAAAACUUUCUGACAUGGAAGCUGAGGACCAAGUUCUGCGACACCAAGCAUUGUUCAGUUCAUCUUCAAGAAAAAUGUCGGAACAUUUAGAAAUUACUUCUCAGCAUCUAGAAAAUGGUAAUCAUGAACCACCAAUCCCAUCUAAAAGGUUUGGCACAGAUGCUGACAAAAGAUUGAGGAAAUCUCAGAUUGAACGGCUACAUGAGAGUGUAGAUGCUCUAAUCAAAUGUGUGGAACAAAAUCCUGGGUUUAGUCAAGGAAAACCAGUUGGAGCAUUUACCAUUUACAGAUGCCUAGUCCACUGGAGAUCGUUUGAAGCUGAAAGAACUAGUGUAUUUGAUCGUCUUAUUCAGAUGAUUGGUUCUGCAAUAGAGAACCAGGAUGACAAUAAUCAUAUGGCGUACUGGUUAUCUAAUGCAUCGAUGCUGUUGUUCUUACUUCAACGGACUUUAAAAGGCAGUGGUGCAAAUCCCAAUCCGCCGCCUCCAACAUCAUUUUUUGGAAGGAUGGCCCAAGGUUUCCGCUCUUCGCCUUCUUCUGCCAAUCUUAAAGUUGGUAAAGAGGUACAGCUGGUCGAGGCUAAGUAUCCAGCUUUGCUUUUUAAACAGCAGCUGACAGCAUAUGUGGAGAAGAUAUAUGGCAUCAUUCGAGAUAAUAUAAAAAAGGAUUUAUCACUUCUUCUUUCUUCAUGUAUCCAGGCACCAAGGGCAUCGAAGGGAACUGCUUUAAAAUCAUCUCGGUCGUUUGGCCAUAGUCCUCCGGCUGAUUACUGGCGCAGCAUUGUUGAGAGUAUUGAUGGGCUGCUAUGUACAUUGAAAGAAAAUUUUGUGCCUCCAUUUCUUGUGCAGAAGAUAUUUGCUCAAACUUUCUCAUACAUCAAUGUGCAGCUGUUUAAUAGCCUUCUGCUUCGUCGAGAGUGCUGUACAUUCAGCAAUGGGGAAUAUGUGAAAGCUGGGUUGGCUGAAUUAGAAUUAUGGUGUGUCCAAGCAAGAGAAGAGUAUGUAGGAGCAUCCUGGGAUGAACUUAAACACACAAGACAAGCUGUUGGAUUCUUGCGCACCUUUUCCCUCCAGGUUAUACACCAGAAAUCGAGAGUUUCCUAUGAUGAAAUUACAAAUGACCUUUGCCCGGUCCUGAGUGUUCAACAGCUAUACAGAGUAUGCACUUUAUACUGGGAUGACAACUACAAUACUCUAAGUGUAUCUCCUGAUGUGAUUUCCAGCAUGAAAAUACUAACAAACAAUUCAAACGAUGAAGAUAGCAACUCAUUCUUGUUGGAUGAUAAUUCCAGCAUUCCUUUCUCAGCUGAUGACUUAUCUAGUUCCCUACAUGAGAAGGAUUUCUCAGAUGUAAAACCUGCAUCAGAUCUUCUUGAGAAUCCAGCCUUCCAAUUUUUACAGGAUUAA